AUGAGCCUCCUCGUCUGCAGCCUCGCCCCCACCGCGCUAGUGGACGGCUCGUCGUGGCGGAUGAUGCUGAACGUUGGGCGCGUGGAUGGAUCGGCGAUGCCCGCCUCCUGGGCCGCAUCCGGUGGUCGGCUACUGCUGCCGCUCGGCGUGCGCUUCGACGGAGGCCGCGCGCAGCCGAGCGACGGUGCGGUCAAGUUUGUGGGCCCGCGCGGCGAGGAGAGCGUGGCCGUGGAGGAGAGCGACGGAUGGCACGCCACGGAGAAGAACUUCUUGGGCGAGUCCGAGCUGCGCUUCUCGCUGCAGAUCGGCGGCGCACGGCGGAAUGACGUCAGCCUCCCGCCUGGACGGUACUUUUUCCGGGCGCGCUGCUGGGACGACGAGACGCUUCCGGACGCCGAGGAACAGGUGGCGGAGCUGGAGAGGGAGGCGACGUGGCGAGCGGCGGCGCGGCUAGUGCUGCCUCCCGUCCGACGGCACUGGAGGCUCGCCGGCGGCGACGACUUCGCCAUCGUCGGAACCUUCUCGUGGGCGCCUUCGGCCGACGUCGACGCGUGA
Molecule: messenger RNA, 555 nt
Organism: Emiliania huxleyi CCMP1516
Lineage: Eukaryota; Haptophyta; Isochrysidales; Noelaerhabdaceae
Exons: 2
Coding region: 1-555 (184 amino acids)
Source: RefSeq, a predicted model, not a curated record